Messenger RNA from Saprolegnia parasitica CBS 223.65, 4058 nucleotides. RefSeq lists its product as hypothetical. The transcript is spliced from 18 exons. Gene Ontology annotation, biological process: retrograde transport, endosome to Golgi; endosome organization; receptor recycling. The record is from RefSeq and is a predicted model, not a curated record. Lineage: Eukaryota; Oomycota; Saprolegniomycetes; Saprolegniales; Saprolegniaceae. Bases 39 to 4058 code for a protein of 1339 amino acids. Gene Ontology annotation, cellular component: early endosome; recycling endosome; trans-Golgi network.
CGGCAAUCUGGUGCCACUGUGCAGACACUACGCCGACGAUGGCCGAGCGCGAGGACGAGAACGCGUACGAGAAGCUGUCGCGCGAGGUGCACCAGGCGCAGACGACGGGCGCGAUCCACCCCGACUGGCUCGAGAACCCAUGCGGCUUCCUCCUCAAGCCCGACUUCAAGCGCAAGAUGCAGCACAUGGGCGCCGGCGGUAAGAAGCUCCAGACGAGUAUCCGCGGCCUGCGGCUGCAUUUGCCCGGGAGCUCGUACCGCAGCCGGUGGUUCGUCCUCGAUGGCAUGAUGCUGCGCUACUUUCGCUCCAAGAACGAUGAGCAAGAGCUCGGUGCGAUCCACCUCACGAGCGUCAAUGCGGUCUUGCCGUCGAGCAUGGCCGACGCGCCCGACCACGCUCUCGACCUCGUGUGCGCCGACCGCAUCUACACGGUCGCCGCCGCGACGCGCGAAGACAUGGUGCGCUGGGCCACGGUGCUCACGCUCGUGCUGCGCGGCGAGUACCAGCCCAAGCUCAUGCAACGGCGCGAGUCGGCCGUCAUUCGCGGCAGCUCGGUGAUACCGCCGCACAAUGGCCGGGGCAGCGCCGUCAUGCGCCAGGCGUCCCAGGUACUCGCGGCAGCGCCGACCUUCCAGCCGACGCUCACGCCGUUCGACGAAGAGCCCGAGGACAAGGAGCGGGAGAUGGACGCCAAGCUGCGCGCGAUGAGUGUGCGCGAGAAGAUCAUCACUGUCACCUUCGACACCCCGGGCCCACUGCACCUCUUGCUCCAGAGCACGAUGGAGGACACGAUCAUGGUGCGGGGGUUCCAGGAGCCGGCCGAGGGCGGCGUCGGCCUCGCCGAAGCCACGGGCAUCAUCAUGCUGGGCGACAUCCUCGUUGCGAUCCAGGACCAUACGUUCUCGACUUUGCCGUUUACGACCGCGAUCGAAGAGAUCCAGCGCGCGGCCCGACCCCUUACACUCCGCUUCUCCCGCCUCGAAGCCGCGCCGAUCAAGCAAGCGUCGCGCCUCGCGCAGGGCUGGGUGCUCGCCAAAGAGCCCGCGACGAACCGCGUGCGCAUCCGGCUCUUGCAGCUCCAAGGCUCCAAGCUGCAUCUCUUCAAGUCGGGCCUGCACAUUGGUCGGCAAGAUCGACCGGUGCUGACGCUUUCGCUCGACGACGUGACCGACCUCCGUCCGCUCCACGACAAACGGUCGAGUGUCACAUGCGUCCAAGGCUUCCCCAAAACGUUUGGCUUGACGCUCGAGGCCGGCCACUUUAUGUUUACGUGCUACGUCCUGUCGCUCGACGAACUCAAAACGUGGGUCGACGUGCUCAAAAACGCCAUUGUGUUUGAGAAACCGCGCGCGAUCGGGAGCACGAUUCCCGUGCACCCAAUGAUGGUGAUUGAAAAGGCGGCCGACACGACGACGGUCGCGUCGACGCUGCUCGCUAGUGACGCGCUCAAGUGGGGCGAGCUCACGCACGUCUUUGAAGGGCGGCACCUCGUGCUCCGUAGUGGCGGCAAGCUCCAGAUCUUCCUCGAUGCCUCACAGACGGUGCUGCUCGGGACGCUGCGCUGUGACGCGAUCGUCGCGCUCACGCCGUCCGAGCUGGCGCUGGGCGGCGACGAAGCCGCGUACCAGCUCGAGAUUGGCGUCGUGAUUGCCUCCAACAAUGUGCAUUGGCGCCGAACGUACACGCUUCGGUUCGAGUCCAUCCACGUGCUCAUGAAGUGGGCGCGGUACCUGGAGCGGGAAGUGCGCCACAGCGCGGGGCGCGAACUCGACGUCACGCUGCUUGAAACCAGCGUGGAGAGCUUGCUCUUGACGUCGUCCGGGCCGCGCGUCGCCCGGUACGAGCCCCAAGACGAGUACGUGCGCUGGGUCGCGUCGAGCCGCGGCUGCCGCCACUUUGGCCAGCUACGCAUUGAAGGCCCGAUGGCCCAAGGCUGGUUCUACGUCAAGAAGCCCGGUGCAGUCGGUGCAGAUGCCUACCAUCCCCGCUUUGUGGUGCUAAAGGACCAUUACUUGCUCCUGCACAAGUACGAGACAACGAGCGCUGACGUCUUUGCGGGUCGCGUCGACUUGGCCGAGAUCCGCACGGUGCGCGUCGUCAAGGGCGACUCGAUGGAAGCCUUCGACUUUUCGAUUCAGCUCAAAACGUCGUCCAACCUCGUCUUUACGCUCGCAGCUCUGACGCAAGCCCAAAGAGACGCGUGGUUCAUGCUGCUGCUCUGGGCAUCCGACUACUACUUCCAAGAGACGCCGCUGACGUCGCUGCUGCCGCCGCCCAAGCUCGUCUCGUCCACGUCGUCGGCCGAGCACGUGACGAACCGGCUCAGCAUCGAAGUCGUUCAGAACACGGCGCUCGCGACCACGAGUCGGGCGUCGCUGUGGGCCGUUGAAAGCAUUGCGCAGAUCCGCGGCUGGCUCACACUCGCCGACCAGCGCGUCUACGCGGCGAUCCUCAACGGUGUGCUCAGCUACUAUGAAGUGGAGGACGAUCUCGACAACGAGUGGGGUGACGCGCUGGACGCGAUCGAGCUCUCGCGCGUCACGUCCGUCUCGAGUGACGGCGACGCGCGCUUCGCCGUCGAGCUCUCGCUGGGCAAUGGCACGGACGUAACGGUGCACCUCGAGGCCAUGAACGCGGACGAGGCAAAGCUGUUUAGCGCGGCGCCGAAAGAAGGGUAUCUCUGGAAGCUCGACCGGCUCUACCAAGUGCAUCGGAAGCGGUUCUUCUGCCUCCAGAACCACGAGCUCGUGGUCUCGACAGCGCCAAAUGGUCGCGUCCUCAACGUCAUUGCGCUGGACGCGGUCGCGGGCAUCUUCCUCUCCAAGAUUGCAGGCGACAAGGACUACUUCCAGAUGCACUUGCACUGCGUCCACGACGCGGAGCCAGACCCGACGUUGACGGUGACAGCGCUCGUCGAGUCGGACGAGGACAUGGACUCGGCCUCGUUCCAGACGAUCUCCAUGCGCGAGUGGGCGCUCGCCGUGUACCACUGCUGCACGAACGCCAUGAUCAACCAUGCGGGCGCCAACCUGCAGCUGCCAUCGACCAUCGAAACGUUCCCGCAGGCGCUCAUGAAGACGACGGCGUUCCUUGACGCGACCACGGACGAGAGUGACGAGCAGCCGUCGAACGCGGGCUGGCUCUUCUACCGGUCCGGCGUCAACGAGCGCUACCGCCGGCGCUACUUUGUCUUGCGCGGAUUUGAACUCUCGAUCUACAAGCACGACUUGGGCGCCGACGAAAUUGCGAUUCGGUAUGGCGUUGUCGACGUCCGGUCGGUCGUCGACGUGCAGUUUGUGAGCCGCAACUGCCCCGAGAACGCGAUCGAGCUCGCGUUCAGCACGAAAACGCUGACGUUGAUCCCGCCUUCGGACGCGGCCGCGGUGGCGUGGCGCAGCGCCUUUCUUACCGUGAAGCGGUCGGUCGUGACCAACCACGACGCGACAAGCGGCGUCCUCAUCAGCCGCAGCAGCACGUUUGCGCUGCAAAAAGAAAACGAAGAGUUGCUGCGGACGCAGAUUGAGACGCUCGUGAGCUUCGCCGCCAACCUCCUCGCGUACGACGGGUCGAAAUGGGUUGCCAACUACUAUGUGAUGACGGCGGCGCGUCUCCUGGUCUUUUCGCUGGCGGUCCACUUGUACGACGAAGACCCGGACUUGCUCUCGACGUUGGAGACCAAGCACAUUGUGCAAGUGCGGUCGCUGACGAUGGACGAAGAAGCCGAGCGCAGUGGGUCGAACUCGGCUUGCGCGUUUUUGAUCCAGCUCUCGACCGUGCCCGACCCGCUCGUGCUGAAAUGCGAGACCUUUGAUCACUGCUUGCAAUGGAUGCGCAUGCUUUGCCACAGCAACGGCAAGCUCGAGCUGAAGCGCAACGCUGCGACAGGCGUCUGGGGAAGUGUGAACCGGAUCGCGUCCUUGUCGCGCCACAAUAGCUUCUUGGCCGCGGGUCCGCCCCGCUUCUCGGAGGCGUCGUCGGGCCGUCUCUCCCGGCAAGAAGCCAUGCGGAGGCGGACGUCGGAGCUGCUCCAGAGCCGCCAGAGCAUGACGGCCAAGUAA